This is a messenger RNA of Armigeres subalbatus, 2071 nucleotides long. RefSeq names its product lysosome membrane protein 2. Bases 101 to 1816 code for a protein of 571 amino acids. The transcript has 6 exons. NCBI's taxonomy places the organism in Eukaryota, Metazoa, Arthropoda, Insecta, Diptera, Culicidae. The record is from RefSeq and is a predicted model, not a curated record. Gene Ontology annotation, cellular component: cytoplasm; membrane. Gene Ontology annotation, molecular function: scavenger receptor activity.
AGCAUUGUUCGGAGUCAGUUGCUUUCCAUUUGUAGUGGCCCAUCACUCGGGUGUGCAAAUUAUAGUGUAAAUUAUAGUAACAAAGAGUGUGUCGCGCACAAUGACAGAAAUAAAGUCUACUAUUAGAGAGCAGAACGCCGCUCAGCAGCAGGGUACUAAUGAUACGGGCCUUAGUAGCAGUCCACAUCAGAACAAUUCAUCGAUUAAUGCAAACCCGAGAAAACAGCUUAGGAAACAAACAAGUGCCCUAGAUAACAUAGCUUUUCAUCUUGGAAUAAAAAAGGUGGAUAGUGAAUAUGUCGACGAUCGGAACCUUUUUGUAACACUUCUACUUCUUGGUGUAUUAGUGAUACUUUUUAUUGCCAGCGUGACUGGUUUUUUUGUUAUGUGGUUUACAGAUAUAUACGACAACUCACUGUUGGAGAACCUUAAGUUAAGUUACAACUCAACAGCAGCUGAAUGGUGGGAAAAACCGCCUGUCAAUCCUCUACUGAAGGUACACAUAUUCAAUUACACCAACAUGGAGGAUUUUUUUAACGGGAAGACAGAUAAACUUAAAGUUGAAGAUUUGGGUCCCUAUGUGUACCAUGAAACUGCGGAAAAAGUGAACGUAACCUACCAUGGCGAUGGUACAAUAUCAUACAAAGAACUUCGGUCAUAUCAAUUUCUGGCGAAUCAAUCAACUGGGAUGCAGUACGACAAAGUUGUGGUGCCCAAUAUACCAAUGAUAACGGCAAUUUCGCAAAGUGCUGAAGCAUCUUUAAUCAAAAAAAUGGUUUUGAAUACCGCUCUAUCUGGUGUCGAGGCAAGGGCCUUUAAGAUCUUACCUGUUGAUUCAUUUCUCUGGGGGUAUGAAGAUGAACUAUUAAAUUUAGCCCAAAAAUUCUCAUUCGACAGUGAAAUAUCAUUUUCGAAAUUCGGUAUACUAAUGACGCGUAAUGGCACGAGUUCCGAAACAUUUAGAAUAUACUCUGGAGAAACAGACUUGAAGCAGCUUGCAAUUAUUAAAGAUUUAAAUGGAAAGUCAUCAAUGAAUUUAUGGACGACUGAUGAAUGCAACCGUGUGGACGGAACUGAUGGAUCACAAUUUCCUCCCCAUCUAAUGGAUAAACGACAAACUUUAUAUGUUUUUAUUAAGUCAUUGUGCCGUAAAUUUCCACUUCGAUAUGAGAAAGAAGUUACUUUAUUCGAUGGAAUUCCUGCGUGGCGUUACAAUGCACCCACAGAUGUCUUUGCUCAUCCCAGUAUUAAUGCAGACAAUCAGUGCUUUUGCCAUUUGGGUUCUGCGUCAUGUCCGCCAAGUGGUCUCCUCAAUGCUACCUUGUGUUCUUAUGGAGCUCCUAUAUACGCAUCGUUUCCUCAUUUUUAUACCGGUGAUAGGAAGCUUCUUGAAACAGUAGAUGGCUUAGAUCCUCAACGAGAGAAACAUGAAACAUUUGCUGAUAUUCAUCCAAGAUUGGCCUUUCCUAUAGAUGGAGCUUCCAGGUUUCAAAUCAAUAUUCAAGUGAGGAAAGCUUCGUAUAUAUCAGGUUUAGAGCCAUUUGAUGACGAUCAAAUACUGCCUGUCAUUUGGUUGGAAGUGGUACCCGGACAUAUAUCUGAAGAAUUGCGGAACAUGAUCUAUCACAGUACAUUUAGUGCAAAUGCGAUACAGUUUUCGUUCAAAUAUGGAUCGUUGCUCAUCUGUGUGACCACAUUUGCCCUUCUAGCGAUGACCUGCUACUUCCGAACGAAAAAUCCCGACGGUAUAGAUGUCAAUAAGCCAGAAGAUCAACCUAUCGUGAAACUCAAUUCAAUGAACGAAAUACGAUCUUAGCAAUCAUGACAAUAGUUCCAUCUCGUUGUUCUGCAUGUACAUAAACCAAUGUAAUAGUUAGACUAUCGCUUUAUUGACAAUGUAGAAUCUUUUAAUUAUGGAUUAAUUGAUUAUAAUAAAUUAAUUCAUGAAAAUCAUGUGCAAUUUUCACUUAUUUGUGUUGUUCAGAUGAGAUGCCAGCUAUUAGAAAUAGUAAAACAACACAACGUAUAAAUUGAAAUAUAGUACAAUUAAAAUAAAUAUUUUUUUUCCAUA